AUGAAAAAUGGCGCAGCAGUCGCCGUCGUGCUCUCCCUGGUGUUCAUCUACGUCAACACGCAGCGCAUCCGGAAAGACGCCGCCGACAACAACGAGUACCUGAAAGACCUCGUGCGCAAGGUCAACGAAAACCCCAAGUCGACCUGGAAGGCCAAGUUCAACAAGUUCGGCUCGAAGGCCCGCGACUACGAGGGGCUGAAGACGCCGAAGAACGAGACGGCCAUCGCCGAGUAUUUCGAGCUGCUCGAGAAGUUCUUCGAGUGGGACAUCCUCAAGACGCACAUCAAGACGCUCCAGGAAUUCCCGGAGGACGACCUGCCCGAGCAGUUCGACGCGCGCCAAAAAUGGCCGGGAUGUCCCUCGAUUUCGAAUGUGCCGAAUCAGGGCGGCUGCGGAUCGUGCUAUGCAGUUGCUGCGGUGGGCGUGGCCGCCGAUCGGGCGUGCAUCCAGUCGAACGGCACCUACAAGUCGCUCUUCUCGGAGGAGGACGUGCUCGGGUGCUGCGCGGUUUGCGGAAAUUGCCUUGGCGGCGACCCGUUGAAGGCGCUCACCUACUGGGUCCAAGAGGGUCUUGUUACAGGUAAUCAAACGCAAGUUUUCCCGCUAAACCCCUCUUUUUCCCGGCGGUCG
This is a messenger RNA of Mesorhabditis spiculigera, 630 nucleotides long. The record is from the annotation of a GenBank genome assembly. Lineage: Eukaryota; Metazoa; Nematoda; Chromadorea; Rhabditida; Rhabditidae.